GAAUCAGGCUUCUCAAAAGAAGCAGUGUAGAGUGAAGAAGUGUGCAGAGGCCCCUGUUUUAUGGUAAGAAUUCCAUUUUAACAUCACUAAAGGUUUUAUUUGUUCAUCAUGUGACAGUUUUUUCUCCAGUCAGAGUGAAACUUGAAGCUUUAUUGAGGUCCAAGUUUAUCUUUGUGAUUCAUCCUCAGCCUGUGAUGUGUGUUUGUUUGCCCUGAGCUGCGACUUCAGGCACGCUUCCUCUUCAGAUUUGCAGCUUUAUGGAAACGUACUGGUAUAACUAAAGCUUACGCAAAAUGUUAUGUCUUUAUUUUUAACACCUAUGGUUACUAGUUAUGGCUUUAUAAUGCUUCCAAAUCAGAGCAGAGGCACUGACUGCCUGCAAGGAAAAAGCCCAGGGAGCGUUACGUUUAUUCUACCUUUGUCACACGCCGAGGUGUGACUCACGCCUGGGCGUGACAGUGGGAUUUGUGCACUUCUUUCAAUAGUGGAUUUUCUCAGUGAACUUGGAGCGUUACUGUCACCAUGAAAAGGUACUGUAAAAUCUUAUUUUCUCUCUUUAAAAGGCAUUUAGGUCAGAACAAGUGAAGUGCGGCAUCUCCUGACCCUGUUGGAGACAGUACAGCCAAAAAACUCGACACAAAUUCUUUGCUUCGAUGCUUCGUUUAACACACAGCUCUGUAGCGCGCCGUUGCCUACAUUUGCGACUAAAAACACUCUGGAGCCAGAGUCUUCCUCCACUUCCGCUUGUUUUACACAAAUCUGCAGUAAGCCUCCAGAAGUUCUACUAAAAUAUGCAGAAAAAGAACUGGAAAGAACUACAAAAAUAGAUUUCAAUAAGGCAUGUACAUAAAAUUAAAGGGUUUAGUUGUUAUUGUUGUUGUUAGAGAUUUUAAAUAUUGCAAUUUUAAAAUGGAAAUGAGCAGUUGAUAUUGAAAGACCUGUGUUUUUUUCCCUUUUGUUUAUUUAAUAUUGCUCAUUAAUAAGACAAAAGUCAUUCUUAUCUGAUUACUCAAUUAAUCGAUAGAAUAAUCUAUAGCUGCAGCCCUGGACAUUAGUACAAGAAUUAUAAGUAAAAAGCAUUUAAAAACAUCACAUGUAUAAGCAGCCUGUCACAAACGUUAAUCCAAAUUACUUUUUACAGCAUAAACAGUUUGUAACACAAACUUUCGAUUUGUAUAAAUCGUACAUAUCAUAAAUGCGACAAUACUAAGGUAAUUAUUAAUGAGCUUGUGUUCACUUUGAUGUACCUCAGUCAAGACAAGGUGCCCCACAAGACAAAGUAUCCUUAAUACAAACUCUUCAGGCUUAAUUUCACAUUUAGUUGUAAUUAGUUUUGGGGAGUAAUAAUAAAGUAAAACACAUUUUUGCUACUCAGUAUUUCUAAUAUAGAUAGAAACACUUUGGUGUAGAAUAAAUAGUCAUGAGGAACUAGUAAGUGUUGUAAAACUUAUGGACACUUUGAGUGGCCAGUAGCACUACAUAAGUGUGAAUAUAUUAAGAGCUUAACACCGAGCAAAAAAAUAAUCUAACAAUAAAUUAGAAUCCAUUUAUUGUGAGCUAACUAAGAUUAAACUAACUAAAAUUAAAAUAGAGAUCAAACGAGGGGGUGGGGGUCAUCAUUCAUAAAAAGUAAUCUGUGCUGCCAUUUCAGUGAGUGUGGAAAACAUAUGUGCAAGUCCAAUAUAUGCAGGGUCUUAAUAAUAAACUAAUAAUAAACAACAAACUCCAUGUUCUGUUUCUCCUUUACAGGCAUCAAAGAAAAUACUGAUGAUUUGAUGGAUAAGAAUUGAAAAGAUAUGAGCUCCACCAUGGAUCUUGUAGAAGGGAAAAAUGAUGCGAUCCUUCCCUCUAAAAACACUACACCGGGGGAACUUUGUGGGCCCACUGAAGCUCAGAGCCAGGAGCAGCAGCAGACUAGAUCAACUGCACCAAGCUCUGUUUCGAUCAAGAGCAAUCAUUCAAAGGAGUCACCUCUUGCUUUUAACAGACAACAAUCUUCUGGAAAAGAGACUGGGGAGGUGAGGCCUGGUUGUCCUGUAUCCACCUGUGAUUCGGUCAUGAGUGACCACUCCAAGGAGCCACCUCUUGCUUUUAACAGAAAGCAGGCUUCUGGCACAGAACUGUAUCAGGACAUCUCAGAGGUUCAUAGUGCUUCAUGUGUGGAGGACCAUCAAACAGACAUAGACUCAAUAUUUAAGUUGCUUGAGGAGAGUAUUUUCACUUUUGUGAAAGACGAGUUGAAGCGAAUGCAAAGGCUUUUAAAAUCAAAGUGUUCAGAUGGAGAAAUGGACACCGAUAUGAAUGAGGGCAUGAGGAGCAGCAGAGAGGCAUUUCAAAACAUCGCACUGCACUUCCUGAGAAGAAUAAACCACGAGAACCUGGCUGAUUCUCUGCAGAGCAAAUCCCCUGCAGUAUGUCAGCGUAAACUUAAAUGUAGUUUAAAAAGGAAGUUCCAGUGCUUGUUUGAGGGGACAGCUAAAACGCAAAACCCAACUUUUUUGAAUGACAUCUACACAGAGCUCUACAUAACAGAAGAAGGGACAGGAGAGGUCAGCAAUGAACACGAGGUCAGACAGAUUGAAACCGCUGUGAGGAAACCGGCCAGACCAGAAAGAACGAUCACAUGUGAGGACAUCUUUAAAGCCUCAUCAGGUAAAGAUCAGGCAUGUAGAACAGUGCUGACAAAGGGAGUGGCUGGCAUUGGGAAAACAGUCUUGACACAGAAGUUCACUCUGGACUGGGCUGAGGACAAAGCUAACCAGGACAUCCAGUUCACAUUUACAUUCACCUUCAGAGAGCUGAACGUGCUGAAGGGUAGAAAUUUCAGUUUGGUGAAACUUUUUCAUCAUUUCUUUACUGAAGCCAAAGAAGCAGGACUCUGCAGCUUUGAGGAAUUACAGGUUGUGUUGAUCUUUGAUGGCCUGGAUGAGUGUCGACUUCCUCUGGACUUCCAAAACAAUAAGAUCCUGACUGAUGCUCGACAGCCCACUUCAGUGGAUGUUCUGCUGACAAACCUCAUCUGUGGGAACCUGCUUCCUUCUGCUCGGCUAUGGAUAACCACACGACCUGCAGCAGCCAAUCAGAUUCCACCUGGAUAUGUUGACAUGGUGACAGAGGUCAGAGGGUUCACUGACCUACAGAAGGAGGAGUACUUCAGAAAGAAAUUUGGAGAAGAGGAGCAAGCCAACAGGAUCAUCUCUCACAUAAAGACUUCGCGAAGCCUGUACAUCAUGUGCCACAUCCCUGUAUUCUGCUGGAUCACUGCUACAGUUCUGGAGGAUGUGCUGAAAACCAGAGCAGGAGGAGAGCUGCCCAAGACCUUGACUGAGAUGUACAUCUACUUCCUGGUCGUUCAAGCAAAACUGUGGAGCAUCAAGUAUUGCAUUGGAGCUGAGGCGGAUCCACACUGGAAUCCAGGGAGCAGGGAAAUGGUUUUGUCAUUGGGAAAGCUAGCAUAUGAGCAGCUGCAGAAAGGUCACCUGAUUUUCUAUGAAUCAGACCUGACAGAAUCUGGCAUUGAUCUCAGAGUGGCCUCAGUGUACUCAGGAUUGUUCACACAGAUCUUUAAAGAGGAGAGGGGGCUACACCAGGAGAAAGUGUUUUGCUUUGUCCAUCUCAGCAUUCAGGAGUUUCUAGCUGCUCUUUAUGUCUUUCUGACUCUGACAAACUUUGGCGUGAAUCUGUUUCAGUCUGAAACUUGGUGGUCAAAUUUAUUCAGGGACAAAUCUAAGCUAUCAUACCUUUUCCAAAGUGUUGUGGACAUGGCUGUACAGAGUCCCAAUGGACACCUGGACUUGUUUCUCCGCUUCCUCCUGGGUCUUUCCCUGCCAACAAAUCUCACACUUCUUGGUGGGUUGGUGACACAGAAAGGAAAUAUCUCUCUUGCCAAGCAGGAAACAAUUGAGUAUAUAAAGAGUGUGAUCAGGAGGAGUUUGUCACCAGAGAGAAGCAUUAACCUGUUCCACUGUCUGAAUGAGCUGAAUGACCAUUCUCUGGUUGAGGAGAUCCAACAGUACCUGAAUUCAGGAACCCUUUCCCCAGAUAAACUGUCUCCUGCUCAGUGGUCAACUCUGGUCUUCAUCUUACUGUCAUCAGAAGAAGACCUGGACAUGUUCGACCUGAAGAAAUACUCUGCUUCUGAUGAAGGUCUUCUGAGGCUGCUGCCUGUGGUCAAAGCCUCCAACAAAUCUCUGUUGAGUGGCUGUAAUCUGACAGAGAGAUGCUGUGAAGGGUUAUCAUCAGCUUUAUGCACAAAGGCGUCUAGUCUGAGAGUGCUGGACUUGAGUGACAAUGACCUGCAGAGCUCAGGAGUAAAACUGCUCUGUGAGGGACUUGGAAGUCCACACUGUCAACUCCAAACUCUAAGGUUAACUCAAACCAACCUCACAGAGCAAUGCUGCAAUGACAUCUCAACAAUUCUUAGCUCCCAGUCUUCAAGUCUGAGAGAUCUGGACCUCAGUAACAAUGAUCUGCAGGAUUCCGGAGUGACAUUUUUGUCUGCAGGACUGCAUAGUCCGUACUGCAUCCUGAAAACUCUCAGCCUGAGUGGCUGCAGGUUAUCAGAAAGAACUUGUGACGUUCUGAUGUCAAAGUCUACCAGUCUAAGAGAGCUGGACUUAAGUAAGAACCACCUGUGGGAUUCAGGCAUCAAGCUUUUGUCUACUGGGCUGACAAGUCCACACUGUAGACUGGAAACUCUGAGGUUGAAUCACACAAAUCUCACAGAGAAAUGUGGUCAAGAUAUCUCACUGGUCCUCAGCUCUGACUCUUGCAGUCUGAGACACCUGGAUUUGAGUAACAAUGACCUACGAGAUUCAGGAGUAAAACUGCUUUCUACUGGACUGAGGAGCCCACACUGUAGACUACAAACGUUUGGAUUGUCAGGUUGUUUGAUCACGGCAGAUGGCUGUACGUCUUUGGCGUCAGCUCUGAGGUCCAACCCCUCCUAUCUGAAAGAACUCGACCUCAGUUAUAACCAUCCAGAUGAGUCGGGAGUAAAGCUACUAUCUGUGGGACUGAAGGAUCCAAACUGGAGACUGGACUCCCUCAGCGAGGACCACAGUGGUCUUCAGAGGCUGAAAUCUGGUCUGAGGAAGUAUGCAUGUGAACUAACACUGGACCCAAACACAGCCCACAAAAAUGUUGUCCUGUUUGAGAACAACAGAAAAGUAAGACUGUCACCAGAGAAGCAGCCAUAUCCUGAACACCCGGACAGAUUCGACUGGUGCUACCAACUGCUCUGUACAACGGGUCUGACAGGCCGCUGUUACUGGGAGGUGGAGUGGAAAGGAGGGGUUGAUAUUGGAGCGACUUACAAAAGCGUCAGACGGAGGGGAGCUCUAGAUGGCAGCAGGCUUGGAUGGAAUGAGAAAUCGUGGAAUUUAGAGUUCAAUGAUAAAAACAUCUACGCCUGGCACAAUAAUAUGAAAACAGUUCUCCUUGCUCCUCUGUCCUCUGCCUCUGAAAGACUGGGAGUAUAUUUGGACUGGACUGAGGGCACUCUGGCUUUCUACGCAGUCUUGCCGGAUUCACAGAUUCACCUGUACACCUUUUUCUGUGGUGCCUUCACUGAACCACUUUACCCUGGGUUUGGGUUCUUAUCAAUAGACUCUUCUGUGUCACUGUUAGAAAUAUAAUCUAUCCAAAAAAGGCUAAUUUUUCCUGGUGAAAUAGCCGUAGGUUUCAGUAAUGCAGCAAAAAAAAAAAAA
Messenger RNA from Neolamprologus brichardi, 5708 nucleotides. The record is from RefSeq and is a predicted model, not a curated record. Lineage: Eukaryota; Metazoa; Chordata; Actinopteri; Cichliformes; Cichlidae.